CUCCGGAUAUGGGCUUAUGGCUGUUUCGAGCAAACGGGACAGGUGAUGGGGCGAGCUGAGGCGGUUUAUAAGUCUGAGUCCUGGCCUCCUGGGUGUUGUCCCUAAAUUUAAGAUUGGUUUUUCUUGAUUGAACUUUAUCCUGUUAAGCAAAUAUGUAUUCCCCGUUGAUUCUCGCAGCAUGCCUCCCAGCAGUGCUCGGGUUCGCUGUACCCUCUCCGCCAAACUUCACUUUCGAAGACCUCUGGUCAAUGCAGCACAACUUCCUUGACAGUUUUCUCUACCCAGCCAACACAAAGCAGAUCAACGCGACAGACAACUCUGUCUUUGCCGAAAAUGUCCAAGGCCGCGUUGACAUAACCGGCACCUUUGACGGCCGCGAGCUCAACAACGAGUACGUCUUCGGCAUCUUCUCGCAGCCCGAGCGGUUCGGGCUCUUCGGCGCGCCCCUCAACUACAGCGUCACGCAGUUCGUGGGCAACCAGAACAUCGCAGCCUCAACAGCAGUCAUAACCUUCAACAUGACCUCUUUCGGCGGCGUCAUCUACCCCGUCACACUCGACACAUGGUUCGCGUUCGACCCGGACCGUAAGAUCAUCCAGUACGACGCCACGUUCCGAUGGUUCGACUACUUCUUCCAGACGCUCGUCGAAGACGCAGGUAGGAUGCUCCACAUAUCAGACCCGGAGCAGAUCCAAGCCAAGAUCGCGGAUAUGCUCGCGCAGAAGAUCUGCAAGACACACGAGGACAGCUGCUUGGGCGAGAACAAGCAGUACGGCAGCCAUGAGGAGUGCUUCAAUUUCCUGACUAAGGAGAUCCGCUUUGGCAAGCCGUAUGAGCUGCGCCGGAAUACGCUGUUCUGUCGUGAGGUCCAUGAGCAUAUGGUUUCUUUCCGGCCUACGGAGCAUUGUCCGCAUAUUGGCCCUGGUGGGGGUGGGUAUUGUGUGGAUGAUAUGGAUUAUACUCAGACUGUUGAGCAGAGGUAUUUCCGGCAGUCGUGGGUGCCGUAUGAGCGUGCGGAGGGCAAUAUGUGGCAGGCCGAAUGAUUUGAUUCAUUUUUUUCUUGUGAAUCUUAUGGCUUGCUGUGGUGUCACUUUUUGUUAGGGUUAGUGACAGGAUAUAGUGGGCUUAAUUUUGUCCUUGCUGUCGCUAAUGUGAUCU
Molecule: messenger RNA, 1158 nt
Organism: Aspergillus campestris IBT 28561
Lineage: Eukaryota; Fungi; Ascomycota; Eurotiomycetes; Eurotiales; Aspergillaceae
Exons: 2
Coding region: 153-1043 (296 amino acids)
Source: RefSeq, a predicted model, not a curated record